Leptonychotes weddellii (Weddell seal) is the source of this 709-nucleotide messenger RNA. The record is from RefSeq and is a predicted model, not a curated record. Lineage: Eukaryota; Metazoa; Chordata; Mammalia; Carnivora; Phocidae.
AGAAAAAAUCUUGCAUGUUCUGUAGUUUUUGUAUUAAGUCAGUCAUUUUGUAUGCACUCUAUCAAGUAAAAACAGGCGGUUUACCUGUUUACAUUAGUAUCCUAACAAAUUCCGCCCCCUUGCAGCUUCAGACUGGCAUCUGUAUACUUAGAGUUCAAACACAGCACCCAAGAAUACCAAGUAGUUCUUCUAGGCAUAGCUCACCUACACCCAGCGGGGCACAAAGGAGAGGUGGGUGGGUACAGUGUGUGCAAGCUGCAAGUAAGGCCCUUUACUCAUUGAUUUCUUUCCCCCCCGAUAAUGGAUCUUAAAUCUAGAUGUACCGACUUUUUUUUCCUAAAACUUCAACGGAGCUGCUCUUUACUUCCAUGCAAUAUUGUGUACUCGAUUGUGUAUAGAAGAAGCUGGUGAGAGUGCCCUCCUAUAUAAGCAAUUGCAGUGUUUUGCAUGCAAAAUUUUAAGAAUUUAAAUCAUCCUGAUUCUAUUUUGUAAAUGGAGAAACAAUCAUAUCUUUCUAAGCAGUAAUGGAGGAAGACUAGUGCUUUGUGCAUUUUGAUAUAUUUGAGUUCAUUUUUUCCAUCAUGUAAUACUUUUGACGCAAUUGGGUUUCUCAUAUGAUCCUAGUUCAUGUACAUCCGAAUGCUAAAUAAUACCGUGUUUCAGUUUUGUGUUGCAAGAACAAAUGGAAUAAACUUGAAUUGUGCUACAA